AGCAGACGAGGAAGAAGCAGCGUUGGCUGUCAACACACCGGGAGUUUACCGGGACCGUCAGUGAACCAUGCGUCUGCUCUGUAAGACACCGGGGAUUUACUCACGCGUGUGUCAGCUCGCGAGCGCACAGCUCAACAUGCUGACACAGCAGAGGAAGAAGCAUCUGGCGAACCAGUUUUGGAGAUUAUCUCACCUCCCGGGGCUUCGUCCGGUCAUUACCCACACGCUGCAUCCCCCCUGCCGGCCUUCACACAGCUGGUUCGGGAGCAGAAUUAAUGGCAGCAGGUGGAGCAAAACCAUCUACCUGAGUCAGAAAAAAGUCACCCUCGCGCAUGUAAGUGAACUGUCUGCAGCAGCGUAUGAGAAGCUGGCCGAUGAGACGUUGGAGGCUCUGGCUGAUUACUUUGAAGACCUCACAGAUGAAGCUUUCACUGGGGCCGACUAUGAUGUUGUCUUCUCUAGCGGCGUUCUGACAGUGAAGGUGGGUGGAGACCACGGCACUUAUGUGAUCAACAAACAGACACCAAACAAACAGAUCUGGCUUUCUUCUCCUACCAGCGGACCCAAGCGCUACGGCUGGACAGGUGAACGCUGGGUCUAUACUCAUGAUGGCAUCAGCCUUCACCAGCUGCUUUCUCAGGAGUUUUCCAUCAUCUUUAACAAGAACAUUGACCUGUGCAACUUGCCCUGUUCCUAAAAGCCUGUUAAAUGCUGGGAGCAUUCACAGACUCAGUGACUCACAUCUGAAUUUCUGUGCAGCAUACACACUAUCUGUCAAAGUAACUAAUGAAGUUAUGUCUGAAAUGCUGUUUCUGUUGCACUCUUCACUUUCUCAGCUGAAUGACAUCAUCACAUUGAGCUUUUCCACCAGUCGUGAAGAAAUAUUGGAGUUAUUUGGUUCAUUUUAAAGACAAGCAUGGUGGAGCUUGUUGGGAACAGGUCAGUCUUAAUAGAUAUCUAAUGGGAACAUUGUGAUUGGGAUGGUGAUCAAUCAGGUGUAUAGAGAGGCUGCAAGAAGUGUUGUUUAUUUCACUCAUCACAAAGUGGCAGAGGCAGAAUUCUUUAUUCAUAUUUAUGUUUUGAAUAGUAGAAUAUUUGAGCUUUAUUGUUUUUGUACAAGCAAAGUAUAGUGUACAUUCUUUAGGCGAUGCAGAGUCCCCUCAAACCAAAAACAGACAGUCGUACAUCCUGCUGCUGCUUGUACAUUCACAUACAGCCACAGGCGUCACAUUUGUGGGUUACGUUAUACAGACAUCUUUGCACAUUGCUGACUGUUUGAUAUAAAAGCCAAAAUGAAACAGAAA
Molecule: messenger RNA, 1304 nt
Organism: Neolamprologus brichardi
Lineage: Eukaryota; Metazoa; Chordata; Actinopteri; Cichliformes; Cichlidae
Gene: fxn
Product: frataxin
Biological process (GO): iron incorporation into metallo-sulfur cluster; intracellular iron ion homeostasis
Cellular component (GO): mitochondrion
Molecular function (GO): ferric iron binding; iron chaperone activity; 2 iron, 2 sulfur cluster binding
Source: RefSeq, a predicted model, not a curated record